UGAAUGGUAGCAGGGCUGAUAAACCCCCAGGCUUUUCCUGCUGCUCGACAUCACUCUGCUUUGCUCUGUGUGUGUUUGUGUGUUUAUCUAUGUUUGUUUGAAAGAAAGCAAAAGCGUUUGAACACUGGCGAGAGGGAGGACAUCUCUGACACUACAAGAAGAUGGAUGCUGCUGAAUUCAGAAGGCGUGGGAAAGAGAUGGUGGAUUACGUGGCCGAUUAUUUAGAGAACAUUGAGAAGAGACAGGUUUAUCCUGAUGUGGAGCCUGGAUAUUUGAAAUCACUGAUUCCUGAGGAGGCACCGGAGGAGCCAGAGAGUUAUGAGGAUGUGGUCAAAGACAUUGAGAGGGUGAUCAUGCCAGGGGUGACUCAUUGGCACAGCCCAUACUUUUAUGCGUAUUUCCCUACUGCCAACUCUUUUCCUGCAAUGCUGGCAGAUAUGUUGUGUGGGGCAAUUGGUUGCAUUGGAUUCUCUUGGGCAGCGAGUCCGGCCUGUACAGAGUUGGAGACAGUGAUGCUGGACUGGCUGGGAAAGAUGCUGAAGCUACCAGAUGAUUUUCUCGCUGGCACAGAGGGCAGAGGUGGAGGAGUCAUCCAGGGCACUGCCAGUGAAGCCACGCUCGUAGCUCUUCUGGCAGCUCGCUCCAGAAUCAUCAGACUCAUCAAGUCUAACCAGCCCGACCGAUCCGAGACAGACAUCAUAUCCAAACUAGUUGCUUACUCUUCUGACCAGGCUCAUUCAUCAGUUGAGAGAGCAGGGCUAAUUGCUGGAGUGACAAUGAAGAAAAUUUCCACAGACAGUAAAUUUGCUGUGCGAGGAGACGCCUUACAAAGAGUUCUACAAGAGGACAGAGCUGCAGGACUCGUACCAUUUUUUUUUUGUGCAACGUUGGGAACGACACCAUCCUGUGCAUUUGACUGCAUCACUGAGCUUGGUCCUAUUUGUAAAGCGGAGAAUAUCUGGAUGCACAUUGAUGCUGCGUAUGCUGGCAGUGCAUUUAUCUGUCCUGAGUUCAGGCCUCUGUUGAACGGCAUUGAGUUUGCAGAUUCCUUCAACUUCAAUCCUCAUAAAUGGCUUCUGGUCAACUUUGAUUGCUCUACAAUGUGGGUAAAGAAAAGAUCAGACAUCAUCGGAGCAUUUAAGAUGGAGCCUCUUUAUCUGAAGCAUGAUCACCAAGAGUCAGGACUUGUCACAGAUUAUAGACACUGGCAGAUCCCAUUAGGUCGCAGGUUUCGCUCGCUGAAGAUGUGGUUUGUGUUCCGGAUGUACGGACUCAAAGGUCUGCAGGCUUAUAUCCGCAAGCAUGUAGAACUGGCCAAAGAGUUUGAGGGUUUUGUGAGAGCGGAUCAACGCUUUGAGAUCUGUGCUGAUGUUGUGCUGGGUCUCGUCUGCUUUAGACUCAAGGGCUCCAAUGAAUUAAACGAAAAGCUGUUGAAGAGGAUCAACAACGCACGCAAGAUUCAUCUGGUACCAUGUCAGUUGGCGGGCACAUUUGUGUUGCGUUUUGCAAUCUGUGCCCGUACUACAGAGUCACGUCAUGUUCAGGAGGCCUGGUGUCACAUCAGUGAGCUGGCAUCAGAGCUGCUGCAGAAACUGCACCACUGAUCUCUGUGAUGGAUGUUUGAUGUUGAGUCUGCAUCACUCCUGUUAACCACACUGUCUUUGCUUCAGUCUGCUAUCAUUCAUUAUCGUAUUUAUUGCCAGUGUUUACACGUGUGAGCAUGGGUGUUUAUGUGCGGGUGUACCUGUUUUGUGAGCCUGUGACCCUUGCUGUGUUUUCCACAAACACACUGUUGUGGUGUUCUGCACUUAAAAAUGUGUCUGAAAUCUGUUUUUUAAGAUACAUGAAGACUAUCUGAAUUUCUAUUUCUCGAUUUCUGUAGCUAGAGCAUCGCAAGUCAUGUGUUCAAUUCAAACAAACACAUAUCAAAAAAUGAAAAGCUAUUUACUGUUGAAUGCUCUGCAAGUGUCUUUGGAUAAAAGUGUCUGCCAAAUGCAUAAAUGUAAAUGAAAAAUGUGUUUUCUUCUAAAUAGAGUAGGCCUAUUAAGUUUACUGCAUAACGCCUAAAAGUUGUUUCACUUUGGCUUUGCUCACUAGUUACCAAAAAAUCUAUAGGCUAAUUUCUUAUUUCUUUUCUUUUUCUAAAAACACAUCACAACUUGUGUCAGUUGUCCCCAAACUAGGGUGCACAAGAUGGUGCAAGGGCCCCGAUUUUAUGACAUUUUAUCAAAUACAUUAUCAUAAAUUAUCUGUAAUCAAACCUCAGAAAAAUAUAGCACUAUUGUAUCAUUUAA
Messenger RNA from Paramisgurnus dabryanus, 2294 nucleotides. It is a transcript of the gene ddc, whose product is annotated as dopa decarboxylase. Gene Ontology annotation, cellular component: cytoplasm. Gene Ontology annotation, molecular function: pyridoxal phosphate binding; aromatic-L-amino-acid decarboxylase activity. The record is from RefSeq and is a predicted model, not a curated record. Lineage: Eukaryota; Metazoa; Chordata; Actinopteri; Cypriniformes; Cobitidae. Gene Ontology annotation, biological process: amino acid metabolic process; serotonin biosynthetic process; catecholamine metabolic process.